UUGCGACCGUUUUCGUCCCUCUCGGCUUGCCGUACCUGACGUACCGAGUGGGAGGGAUCUGUCGCUUCGCUUAGCUACUCCUGAAAGUUUGCGGAAGUUUGUACAGCUGAAGUUGAAGUCAACUAUCAAGAGGGUAAACCUUGAAAGAACCGUGUUGUUUUUUUUCUUUUUGUUUAUUUUGUUUUGGCCUAAAUAGAUGGACCUCAGUUCAGAGAAAAUACAGCGGAGCCUCUCCAAGUACAAAUUCCAUGAUGUUGCUGUCGAGGAGCUGCAGAAAAUCCAUCGAAUCUACCCCGGGAUGAAACCUGCCACAGGCACAUACACGUUCAGUGACAGCACCCAGAAAGAGCUCCUGAAAUUAACCGGUAACGUCCCUGUCAAGUAUGGAGGUCGCACCUACAACUUCCCCAUUCAGCUGUGGCUGAUGGACUCCUUCCCCUUCACCCCUCCCAUAUGCCUCGUGAGACCGACCCCCAACAUGGUCAUCAGAGAGGGCAAGCAUGUGGACGCCAGGGGGCGGAUCUAUCUGCCGGGGCUACACAACUGGGAUUACGUAAGGCUUGACACUUCAUGGGGGGGGGAUUUUAAAUUGCGGGCAUACCCGGUCCUGCGGUGUUCUCACCAGUUUCUCGCCCCCCCCAAACAGCCCAAGUCGUCCGUGGUGGGUCUUCUGACCGAGAUGAUCGCCAAGUUCGAGGAGGAUCCCCCGCUGUCCUCAAAGACCACAGGGGACAACAGAGACCCCCACGAGCUUCUGGCAUUUGUCUCCAGCCUCCAGAUCAGUGACGGUGGAAUCAGACAUCACGAUCAGCCGAUCGACAAAGUCUCGGUUAUCGGGGGAGGAGAUUUGGGAAUGGCCUCUGUGAUGAGCAUUUUGGCUAAGUGUAAAGUGGAUAAACUGGUUUUCAUCGAUGUCGCCGAGAGCGCCACCAAGGGCGGCAGCACAGACUUGGAGAUUUUCGGCCUGCCGAGGGUCGCGGUGUCCAGAGAUGUGGCGGCCUCCGCGGGCUCCAGAGUCGUCGUGGUCACUUCCAACGCUUGGAGCAGCGAGCAGUCGUACGUGCGCGUGGUUCAGACCAACGUGGACUUGUACAGAGGAAUCAUCCCGAACCUGGCGCGACUCAGCCCCACCGCCGUGAUGCUCAUCGCUUCACAACCAGUCGACAUCAUGACCCACGUGGCCUGGAGGCAGAGCGGCCUGCCUCCGACGAGGGUGAUCGGAGCAGGGUGCAACCUGGAAUCCGAGCGACUCAGUCACAUUCUGGACAUUAACAUGAACACGCACAAACCAGCCUGGGUCAUAGGAGAACUCUCGGACAACAAAGUUGCUGUGAUGAGCAGCGCCGGGCCGAGCUCCGGUGCGCAGCCGGGGAUCGCCCCAGGACCCAGCACUACCAAGCCACUGUUAGACAGAGCGUUUGAGAUGAUGAAGAAUCGAGGCCAGAGGUCGUGGUCUGUGGGUCUGUCAAUCGCCGACAUCACAAACAGUAUCCUGACAGAUAAAAUGAAGACCCACUCGGUCUCCACCCUGGCACAGGGCUGGGGUGGUAUAGACGCGGAGGUGUUCCUCAGCCUGCCGUGCAUCAUGGGAUCGAAAGGUUCCACACGCCUGGCCGGAGCGUCACUGGGGCAGGAAGAAGACUCCAAAAUUAGGGACAGUGUCACGUCCCUUUCCAGCCUCUUGAGUCAACUCAGGAUAUGAGGGAUAUGAUUGUACUCCCAGUUUGUGGCUUUACUGAGCAGCCCGGGAGUAGGCAGUUCUCCGCUAACACACCCUCAGCAGACAGACAGUGCAUGAGCCUAAAUUCAAUGCAGUUUCAGUUGGCUACUUAGAGGAAUUUUGAAGUUAAAGGACAGUAUUUCUGUCUUAAAUAUGUCUAAUUUAAUCAUUAGAUUUCCCAGUGCAUUAAAUGUGGUUGGAAAAAAAAAAAAUCUGAAACAUUAAUGUAAAGAUUGCAUUUUUUUUUUGUAUUUCAAUUUACCAGGACUAUUAACAUGUUCCAAAUUUCCAAAUUGGAACCUGUUACAUGAAUGUAUGUAAUUCUUUUUGAAAGCUGUAAAAAACUCUAUGCAAAAGCAUCUUAAGAAUAACGAUGCUUGUAGUUUUCAACAACCGGAUUUUUGUCAACAGUUCAAUUUGUAUGUGAUAAUGGAAUUAUUUUUUCUACUAACCCCAAACUAAUUCCUUUUGGAGAAAAUCAAGGUAUAAGUAGAUCUAAUAUGAAGCAUGUGUAUUAGAUGCCGCACGUGGUGCUGUUAUUGAAGAAAUACUGUGUCACUGAUGAAGUACAGCUUGUAUAUUUUAAUAGCCUCAUUUGUGGUCUUAGUAGUGUUUACAUAUUUAAUGAUGAAAUGAAAAAGCUUUUUAAAUACCUUUUAAUAUUUAAAUGGCUUUUUCUCUUACUUUUUCUUUUGUGUAAAGAUGUUGCACAGCUAAAACUUCACUGUAUGUACAGGGAAAAAAAAGGAUUUUGUGGGUGUGCAAUAAAUAUCCGACACCAGA
Molecule: messenger RNA, 2503 nt
Organism: Xiphias gladius (swordfish)
Lineage: Eukaryota; Metazoa; Chordata; Actinopteri; Istiophoriformes; Xiphiidae
Gene: uevld
Product: UEV and lactate/malate dehyrogenase domains
Exons: 11
Coding region: 197-1702 (501 amino acids)
Biological process (GO): carboxylic acid metabolic process; protein modification process; protein transport
Molecular function (GO): oxidoreductase activity, acting on the CH-OH group of donors, NAD or NADP as acceptor
Source: RefSeq, a predicted model, not a curated record